AGAACCCGGAAGGGGAGGCUGAAGAGGAGCGAGUGGGGGGAAACCCGCGUAGUCGAGAGAACUGCAGCGCGGGGAGAUGGUGGCCUGGAGAGCUCCCCACUACCAUCCUGGCCCUGAGACUGAGUGAGUACCUGCUGCUGCUUGUCAUCGCCACCCAGCAUGGACAGGGGCAGCCUCCUGCCCUUCCAACUCUGGUGCCCCCGGCCCUUCAGCAAGUAUUCCCAGAACCAGCCGCGCCCACCUUCCGCAGCCCUCAAACCUCCCGUCUGCCCUGACACAAGCAGCGGGACUGAGCCCGACCAUAGGCCUGCACACUUGGAGAACACACCACCUGCCUUGGCUGCAGAAGCCCCCACCUCCCAGCAUGCUCCACUCCUCUCUGCAGCCGCUUCCGGUGAUGAGGGUCGAGUCCUGCUGGACACGUGGUAUGUUAUCAAGCCUGGAAAUACAAAGGAGAAGGUGGCCUUCUUUGUGGCCCACCAGUGUGGUGGAGGUAGCCGGGCUAGCUCUAUGAAGGUUAAAGGGCACUGGGGCAGUGACAGCUCCAAAGCUAAGAGGAGGCGGCGCUGCCUGGAGCCCACCAAGGCUCCUCCAGACCAAGGGGGCCAAGAAGGAACCCCUGCCACUGAGGUGGCCCCCACUUCAUCCGGGGAUGAUGUAGACCUGCUUUCUGUAGCAGAAAUGGUGGCCCUGGUUGAACAGAGAGCUGCCCUGGCCUUGCAGAGUUACCCACGCCCCAGUACCCCAGCUCCUGUGGUCUUUGUGUCAGCUGAGCAGGGGGGACCAGCCAAGGGGCUAGGGUCAGAAAGGCGGUCUGGUGGUGGUGACUGCAGCCGAGUUGCUGAGGCAGUGGCCCACUUUGAGGCCCAACGGGACAGCCCCCCGACCAAGGGUCUCCGCAAGGAGGAGCGGCCAGGCCCUGGACCAGGCGAGGUGCGUAUAGCUUUCCGCAUCUCCAAUGUCCGAGAGCCUCAUUCACCAGAUGGCAGCUUACCCAAUGGGGGUGGAGGUCGGCCUGGUUGUCCCUACCCUGGUAGUCCUGGACCUGGGACUCGAGCCAAAGACAAAAUCACCUGCGACUUGUACCAGCUUAUCAGCCCCUCCAGGGAUGCCCUUCCCAGCAACGUGGAGUUCCUACUGGCCAGGGCUGAUGAAGCCAGUGAGGGUGAGACACCAGCCCCAGCCAGGCCUGAGGACACCCCACCAGCACCCCCUCCACCCCCUGCCCGGGACUGCGGUGCAUCAGGAUUCCAUGUGGAUGUAGUGGUGACUGGGGUCGUGGAUGCAUGCAUCUUCUUUGGCAAAGACGGCACCAAGAACGUCAAGGAAGAGACUGUGUGCCUGACAGUGAGCCCUGAGGAGCCACCCCCACCUGGCCAGCUCUUCUUCCUCCAGUCCCGAGGUCCAGAAGGGCCUCCUGAGCCACCCCCAGCGGAUACACCAAGCACAGUGCCAGGCCCCGAUGAUUCUGAGGGCACAACGGACACCUCCCUGUGCCGCCUGUACCGGCACGUGUCGCACGACUUCCUGGAGAUUCGCUUUAAAAUCCAGCGUCUUCUGGAGCCUCGGCAGUACAUGCUGCUGCUGCCUGAGCACGUGCUUGUCAAGAUCUUCAGCUUCCUGCCCACACGGGCCCUGGCGGCCCUCAAGUGCACCUGCCACCACUUCAAGGGCAUCAUCGAGGCUUUCGGUGUACGAGCCACGGACUCUCGCUGGAGCCGGGACCCACUCUACCGAGAUGACCCUUGCAAGCAGUGCCGCAAGAGAUAUGAGAAGGGUGACGUGUCACUCUGCCGCUGGCACCCCAAACCCUACCACCACGACCUGCCUUAUGGACGUUCCUACUGGAUGUGCUGCCGCAGGGCCGACCGCGAGACACCAGGCUGUCGCCUGGGCUUGCAUGACAACAACUGGGUACUGCCCUGCAAUGGAGUGGGUGGAGGCCGUGCUGGCCGGGAAGAGGGGAGGUGAAGCCUGGGGUGAGGGCACACCUGCGAUACCUAGCCCCUCCCCACAUUGCUGGGAGCUGGGGACCAGGACUGAGUCACCAGCCAACACCUAAUCGUUCAUGCAGCGUUCUUCUCCCACCAGAGCUGGGAGCAGUUUGGGGGUCAACGGGGUAAAUACCUUGCUUGACCUCUGUUGGUUUUCUAUUCUUCAGAGCCAGGGCCAUGGACCCUCAGAGAGGGUUGUGGCUUUUUGCUUUUUUUUUUUUUUUUCUUCAAAUCAGCAUCUCAGUUUCACCUCCAUCCAUCCCUGACAGCACCCUCAAGUCUCUCCACCCCAGGGACCCACCAGCAGGGAGCAGACGGCAGCUAAUUUUGGUACUACCUGAGGCUUUCCUCAAGCUGGCCCUCCGUUCUGUGCCUCCCCAAGUUGUCUUUGGAGCUGCAUUUACCAGGGCGCUGCAUGCUCAUGCAGGCCUUCCACGUGGGGUUCUCUGAGGCAUCGGGGUCUCUCCACCCACCCCCACCCCCAAGUUUCUUCAGAAUCUCCUGGUUACCUGGGACCUUGAUUUUGAGGCAGUUUGGUCCAAAAUAUUUUUGUUUGGGGUUUUUCCUCGUUUUGGGGGAGGGGUUGUUUUUUCCUUCAUUGUGGUUCCAGAAGCUUCUAGUGUGUGGCAUCUGACCAAUUUUGAAUUGGUCCUUUCUAUAAAAUCAAUAUUUAUAAAGCUG
This is a messenger RNA of Grammomys surdaster, 2675 nucleotides long. RefSeq names its product F-box protein 46 (gene Fbxo46). The record is from RefSeq and is a predicted model, not a curated record. The coding region runs from base 160 to 1971 and encodes 603 amino acids. The transcript is spliced from 2 exons. Gene Ontology annotation, molecular function: protein binding. Lineage: Eukaryota; Metazoa; Chordata; Mammalia; Rodentia; Muridae.